Messenger RNA from Fusarium poae, 1041 nucleotides. RefSeq lists its product as uncharacterized. The transcript is spliced from 3 exons. The record is from RefSeq and is a predicted model, not a curated record. The coding region runs from base 1 to 1041 and encodes 346 amino acids. Lineage: Eukaryota; Fungi; Ascomycota; Sordariomycetes; Hypocreales; Nectriaceae.
AUGACCUCAGUCUUGACCCCUCGCUUCCCCCCCUUGACCCGGAUCAGAGUUGACAUGGCACCAGAAUUGCACCGUCAUGGCAUCUUCCGACUAUCUGUGGCCAUGUCCACUCGUCAACGUGAGGCCCUCAUUCGUCCUCGCUCCUUUUCACGGCCAAAUGCGCCACUAGAGUUCAACAACCGCCAUAGAGGAGGACUGUGGAGGCUUGAUAGCAGCCUACUCCUCAAGCUCGGCUGCACCAACCACUGCGAAGAGCUCUGCCCUCCUGAAAUGCAGGCUGGGCUCGUCGCCACCAACUACCUGUGGCUAUGCGAAGACUGUCACGAAAGGAAGACCAACAUCGACCUCGACGACCGAUGUAACAAGUGGGCGGAUCUAAUGAUGGACAUUCCCGAGUGUGAUGCUCAGCUUCGCAUCCACAUGGAGGACGCGGUCCGCGUCCGCGAAAAUUACGAGGAAGUAGCAUGCGAAAAUUCACGAGUCGGUUGCAUAGAGGAGAUCCAGUGGGUGGUUGAAUGGACGUACGAGUAUGGACUUAUGCUCUACGAUGUCUUAUUCAAGAAGGCUUGGGAGCCGUUAAAGGCUGCUACCAGGAUAGAUGAGUUGAGGAUAUUGAAAAUGCGUGAGUGGGAUUUCCUCGUCGUCAAGGAUGCUUUGCGGAGUCCCAAAGCACUUUUCGAGGAGCAGUCGAACGAGACAUACUGGUUCAUCAACGAUCAAUUCAAUGAGCAGUACUUACUACGAAGACAACUACAACAGCCCCCUGUGCGUAACAGACCGCCGAUUCCUUUGUUUCCCUGGAAGAGCCAAGAAGACGAGAGGCAUGCAAGCGAGAGCACUGAUACCUUGAGCAGUGAAGAGUUGGGCAAUGAUGGGAAUGAGAUAAUCACGGACAGCCAAGACGAGCAGCCACACGUAGAACAUUGUCCUGCAACACCAUCAUCUCCUAUAGGAAGAGGCGACCAUUCCACCUCAGACGACACAGCAAUGAGGGAUUCAAGCAGGUCAGACCAGCCAGGGGACAGGACUCUCGACGGGUAG